GCUUUCAACGUGCGUGUCACGGUGGAUGUGCUGGAGGUCACCGGCCCCUUGGACAACAACGUGGCCAGCUGCCCUGCAGGGCGGGAGUGCACCAUCACAGGUCUCGAGGGCUACGGGAUGCAAGCUGGAGACCGACUCAUGCUGCGGGAGAACUGCAGCGCCCAGGUGGGGAGUCCAGCUGUGGAAGCCUACACUGGGCCCUCCCGUCCCUCGCCGAAUCCAUCGCCGGACUCUGCCGGCAGCGACUACAUCUUUGACACCUUCAACACUGCCACAUGCCCGCCUGGCCAUUCCCAGGGACCCUGCAUGACCGCCCGGAUCUGUUACUGCGCUGCACAUCCGGGUUCCACUCACAGCUGCAUAUCGGAUACGGACUUUCAG
This is a messenger RNA of Symbiodinium sp. CCMP2456, 381 nucleotides long. Lineage: Eukaryota; Dinophyceae; Suessiales; Symbiodiniaceae. The record is from the annotation of a GenBank genome assembly.